This is a messenger RNA of Neogale vison (American mink), 2142 nucleotides long. RefSeq names its product cyclin dependent kinase 20 (gene CDK20). Gene Ontology annotation, molecular function: cyclin-dependent protein serine/threonine kinase activity; ATP binding. NCBI's taxonomy places the organism in Eukaryota, Metazoa, Chordata, Mammalia, Carnivora, Mustelidae. Gene Ontology annotation, biological process: protein phosphorylation. The transcript is spliced from 8 exons. The coding region runs from base 251 to 1291 and encodes 346 amino acids. Gene Ontology annotation, cellular component: nucleus. The record is from RefSeq and is a predicted model, not a curated record.
GUCGCGGGCAGGGGGCACCGGGCGCCAUUGUUCCGGGGCCCCGGUGCCGGAGCGUCCUGGGCACUAUGGUUUUCUCCGAAUGUAGUAGGCGGCGGCCUGACCGCGGGGGCCCGGAGAAGGCGUAGACGAGGCCCGGACGCCGUGCCCAGCUGCUGCCGGCCGCCCGGGCCGGAGCUGGGAGACAGCCCGUUGCUAGGCAGCGGCGUCGGGCCGGCGGGGCGGGGCGGGGCGGGGCGUGCGGGGCGCCGGCAUGGACCAGUACUGCAUCCUGGGCCGCAUCGGGGAGGGCGCGCACGGCAUCGUCUUCAAGGCCAAGCACGUGGAGACCGGAGAGAUCGUGGCGCUCAAGAAGGUGGCCCUGCGGCGGCUGGAGGAUGGCAUCCCCAACCAGGCCCUGCGGGAGAUCAAGGCUCUGCAGGAGAUCGAGGACAAUCAGCACGUGGUGCAGCUGAAGGCUGUGUUCCCGCAUGGCGCGGGCUUUGUGCUGGCCUUCGAGUUCAUGCUGUCGGAUCUGGCUGAGGUGGUGCGCCACGCGCAGAGGCCACUGGUCCCCGCGCAGGUCAAGAGCUACCUGCAGAUGCUGCUCAAGGGUGUCGCAUUCUGCCACGCCAACAACAUCGUGCAUCGGGACCUGAAACCAGCCAACCUGCUCAUCAGUGCGUCAGGCCAGCUCAAGAUAGCGGACUUUGGUCUGGCCCGGGUCUUUUCCCCAGAGGGCGGCCGCCUCUACACACACCAGGUGGCCACCAGGUGGUACCGAGCGCCUGAGCUCCUGUACGGUGCCCGCCAGUAUGACCAGGGCGUUGACCUAUGGGCUGUGGGCUGCAUCCUGGGGGAAUUGCUGAACGGUUCCCCUCUAUUUCCUGGGGAGAACGACAUCGAACAGCUUUGCUGUGUGCUUCGAAUCUUGGGCACCCCCAGUCCUCAAGUCUGGCCGGAGAUCAUGGAGCUGCCCGACUACAACAAGAUCUCCUUCAAGGAGCAGGCGCCUGUGCCCCUGCAGGAGGUGCUGCCUGACGCGUCUCCUCAAGCCUUGGACCUGCUGGGGCAGUUCCUCCUCUACCCCCCGCGCCAGCGCAUCGCAGCCUCCCAGGCCCUCCUGCACCAGUACUUCUUCACGGCUCCCCUGCCUGCCCACCCUUCAGAGCUGCCGAUUCCCCAGCGCCCAGGGGGACCUGCUCCCAAGGCCCACCCAGGGCCCCCCCACGUCCAUGACUUCCACGUGGACCGGCCUCUCGAAGAGUCACUGUUGAACCCGGAGCUGAUCCGGCCCUUCAUCCCAGAAGGCUGAACGCUGGGCCAGCCCUGCUGUCCUGCUCCCCAGAGCCCCCAGCCUUGUUCUUCUGCUUAGCCUGACUCGACCUCCCAUGGUCUCUACUCAGCCUCCCUUGGUCCACUCCACGCCUGCUCCCGCUCCCAGCCAGGCGAUGAGCACAUCUAGCCUCAGCAGGGGAGACUAGCAUCCUGCGCUGUCAGCUUCCCAUCUGUGUGCUGCUGACUUUGUGGGCUUUGGGGCUGGGCCUGUCAUGGUGCCGGUCCUUCAGGCCCUGGCCUCCCAGUCAGGGACGGUCCCAGUUCAGGGGAGCACAGAGUGUAAUGAUGUCCUCACAGUGGAACACAGGCAGAAGGCCAGGUCUGUUUUGGUUUUGUUUUCAGAGGCAUUAAAAGCUAGUUCAGUUUUGAGAUUUAUUAGGAAAAGCCCAGGUAGUUCUGCCUGGUGUCUGCCCCCUUCCAUUCCUCUUGAAGGUAGUGGCUGAGGUGGCAUCAGGUCCUGGCCCUUGCUUCUCUAUGGUCAUGAGGAAAGUGGAUCCAUUCACGGCUACUCUGGUCCUGGGGGCUUUGUACAGUGGAGCUUCCAUUUGGAGGCUGAGUGGCAGAAGGCAAGCCCAGGGAUGGCUUAGGUUGGGGACUGAUCAGGUUUAAGCCUGUACCAACAUCUCUACCCUCAGGAUAAGGGUGAGCCAGGACCAGACGUGUCCCCUCCUUACUCAGAUACAGAGCAAGUGAGGAGAUAGGCAUUCCUGGAACUCGUGUCUUAAUUUAGUAAAUCCAAAUACAAGCCCAAUCAGCCCUUGUUUGUUGUUUAAUAAGAUUUGAUAAGCCAUUUCUACAAUGUGUACGGAAAUAAAAGGGUUAAGAGAA